CUGUGUAGUCAGCAGCAACCUCGUGGUGUUGUGGAAAUUUGUGUGUGAUAUUCUCCAGGUUAUGUUCGUAACAACUAAAUACCUGAGUUGUUAGUGCUUGUUUUUGGCCUGACCGUUAAAAUCGCUACGUGUAUCUUCGUAAAAGAAACGGCUGAGUGUGUGACGUGCUGUCAGGAGCAGUUUGUCUACGAAGUAAUGUCCUCAUAUACUUCGUGGCUAACGAGAAAAGGCUGACAGUGAAAUUCAAAGGUUGCCCAUACUGUAGAACUGAAGCGAUGGACCAGGAGCCAACUAAGUGGAUAAAAAAAGAUGAAACUGAUGAAGUACAAACUGAGUUACACUUCAUAGGCCAAGAUUAUCCAUGCAGCUUGAAUGUAAAAGAAGAGUUGGAGGAGGGUGUGAAUAAAGAGUUUCUUGAAGACCCAUUAAAGGCUGGCGACCCUAGUGUUUGUGUAAAGCAAGACCCUGAACUGAAACGCCAUGCUUCUGGAUCUGAGCAUAAUUCUGUUGAAGAUCCAUUGGGAAUAUCUUUGUCCACUGAUUUUAUCAAGGAGGAUCCUGAAUUAAAUAUAACUGAGAAUACUGUGGAAACCUCAAUAAGAUGUGCAUCUGAUAGUGCAAGAUUUCCUCAGACUACUGGUGGGAGGUGCAGCAUAUCAUGUGAAGAACCUUGUCACCAUAGACUGGUCCAGGAUGAGUUGGUGAUAGACAUGGAGAAGUCAACACAUGGGUUCAGUGCCAAUACAGAAGAUAUGACUGUUGAUAAGGAAUGCUCAGUUGCCACCCAAUAUGACUGUAGUACGAGGGAAAAGGAAUUACAUGUAUAUAGCUGUAAUUUCUGCCAACAGAGCUUUUCUUCAAAAUACAGACUCAUAAUGCAUGUGUUUAUGCACAUUGGUGGAGCGCAACCACCUUCGUAUGUUUGUAAGUGGUGUGGUGAGGUAUUUCACAGUAAUGUUGGCUUGAAAAAGCAUAUGAGAAUGAGUGAGAAUUGUCGAGUUUUAACUGCAGACAGUCAUGAAAAAUAUGGACAUGGUGAUGAGCAUCAAACCACUACCUCGUUGGAUAGCGAGGCAGAAGUUUCUGUCACAGAACACAAUGACCAGUCUUCAUGUAAGGAAACUUGGAAAGAUUCAAACAAGCCCUCUAAUGACAUAUGUAACACACAUAUGACAAAUGAUAGAGAGAAAACAAGUUAUUAUGGAACUUUGUCUAUAGCUGUUAAUGUCAGUGCCCAGGCUGAUCUACUUACGGCAAACAGAACUCACAGAUGUGGCAUUUGUGGCAAAUUGUUUGCUAGGGUUGAUGUUCUCAACAGACAUGUUUCCAUUCAUACUGGGAAAAGACUUCACAAAUGUGAUAUUUGUGACAAAUGGUUUGCCCAGUCACGUUAUCUAAAGGCUCACACAUUAAUUCACACUGUGAAGAAACCUUACAUGUGCAAGAGUUGUGGGAAAUCUUUUACUAUGUUAGGUGAUCUCGAGAAACAUUCAUUAAUUCACACUGGAAAUAAACCUCACAAAUGUGAGAUUUGUGGGAAAUCUUUUGCUGCGUCAAGCUAUCUCAAGAAUCACGUUUUAAUUCACACUGGAAAGGAACCUCACAAAUGUGAGAUUUGUGGGAAAUCUUUUACUAAGUUAGAUAAUCUGAAGCAACACUCAUUAAUUCACACUGGAAAGAAACCUCACAAAUGUGAAAUUUGUGGGAAAUCUUUUGCUGCGUCAGGCUCUCUCAAGCAACACUUAUUAAUUCACACUGGAAAGAAACCUCACAAAUGUGAGAUUUGUGGGAAAUAUUUUACUAUAUUAGGCAAUCUUAAGAAACAAUUAUUACUUCACACUGGAAAGAAACCUCACAAAUGUGAGAUUUGUGGGAAAUCUUUUACUAUGUUAGGUGAUCUCAAGAAACACUCAUUAAUUCACACUGGAAAGAAACUUCACAAAUUUGAAAUCUGUGGGGAAUCUUUUGCUACAUCAGGUGAUCUCAAGACACAUGCAUUUCAACACACUGGAAGUGGACCUCAAAAAUGUGGUAUCUGUGACAAAAGUUUCACUUACUUGGAUACUCUCAAGACACAUGCAUUACUUCACGUCAGAAAGAAAUUGUAAGUAUGUGUUAGUUUAUGCAAAUAGGUUUUCAUGGUUGGUGCCCUCAAGGCCUAUAAAAUAAUGUAUGUACCAGGGGACAAUAAAUUGUACUUUCGGCAAAAUAACUUUUAAAUCUGGUAGAAUUGUGAAAAAACUUGUAAUGAUGUGUACUAUAGAGUGCUAACAGAUGUGACAAAAAAUUCAUAUCUGUAGCUUCAAAUGUCAAAUGGUAUUACCAAAUACUCAAGAAACAUGAAUCAAAUGUGAUUUUGUCAUUAGCACUACUGCUUUUUCCUAUUGAUCUUGCGACAAGAAGAUUGUGAAUUGUGAUAAAUCCUUACAUUUGUCAGUAAUCAUAAGUAUCUUGCAAUAUUCAGUAUAAGGCCAAGGAAAUGUGAUGACUUGCUGCUUGAUAUUCCAAACAAAGUCAUCAUGUAGUACUUGUAACUCUGUAUUUUAGAAACAGUGACAGUAAAAAUAUAUUCAUGGCACUAGCUUCAUUGAGGCUAGUAAACUCAAUACUGGAGAAA
This is a messenger RNA of Schistocerca serialis cubense, 2617 nucleotides long. RefSeq names its product zinc finger protein 431-like. The record is from RefSeq and is a predicted model, not a curated record. Bases 276 to 2108 code for a protein of 610 amino acids. Gene Ontology annotation, cellular component: nucleus. Gene Ontology annotation, biological process: regulation of transcription by RNA polymerase II. Gene Ontology annotation, molecular function: RNA polymerase II cis-regulatory region sequence-specific DNA binding; DNA-binding transcription activator activity, RNA polymerase II-specific. The transcript is spliced from 8 exons. Lineage: Eukaryota; Metazoa; Arthropoda; Insecta; Orthoptera; Acrididae.